Messenger RNA from Blastomyces gilchristii SLH14081, 1000 nucleotides. RefSeq lists its product as uncharacterized. The record is from RefSeq and is a predicted model, not a curated record. NCBI's taxonomy places the organism in Eukaryota, Fungi, Ascomycota, Eurotiomycetes, Onygenales, Ajellomycetaceae. The transcript has 3 exons. Bases 153 to 593 code for a protein of 146 amino acids.
GCUCAAGGCAGUUGGAUGGAUUAAAUAACCGUUUUUCGAGUUCAUUGAGGUCCACCGCUGUGCCGCUGAUGUUAUUCUCGGCCUGAGAUAAACGUCUCCGCUGCUUUCCGCAAUGAUACUGGUUUGGAACGCAUGCACCUGCGACUGCUGCCAUGGCCAUGUCGAAAAUAUUGCUUACUGUCGCUGCGCUCGAGGCCCAAUCUCUUAACGUCGCCGUCCUCCAUGCUUAUAGACAUCUCUACCGGACCGGCCUACAAGCCGUACGCUAUUCGAGCCCUGCACGUCACGUCCUCCUCUGGACUCUUCGGAAAUCUUUUCGAAAUGGCACGCCGAAUGAGUUCGAUCCACGGAGAGUUGUUAACACCCUUGAGUUUCUUCGACUUGCGUCUAGCUCCACGAGCACUGAACACAAAAUCGUUAAAAAUCUGCUGCACGUCAGAUUCUGGCAGCAGCCACAUAAGCUUGCGGAGGGAGACCCCAAGUUUUUUGGCACCCAAACCGGAGCACGUGCCCAAAUGAGGGCUAUCGCAUACAGGCCAUUUGAGAUGACCUUGAAGAUGCUUAAUGAAAGCCUUGGUCUAUGUCUUAAAUGAGAAAAUAAAUUGGAUAUUUACUCCCAUCGGCCCAUCCAAUUUCUGUAAUAAGCUACCAAAGACCUAAUUGCACCUCAAAUCUGCAAUGGAAAUGAAUUGGAAGCCGCGAUGUCAGCGCGUCAGGCGCAUUUGGAGCGCAUUUGAAAAGGGUAUGAUGUCUAACGACACAAGUACAUGAAGGAUGAAUAAAAUCUCAAGUUUUAGCAGGUGCAUCGACAGAGAUACCUUUCUCUCUAUCUUUUGCUAGCAUGACGGUUGCGACAAAAAGUAGCACCGUACCCUAUAGCUAGAUUUACCAGCCAAUUCCGUAGAUGGACUAACCAAUCUGGGAAUUAAAAUAAAUAAACACGUCAAAUGCAAUAAUGCAUUCCAAGCCCAGGUAAAUCCUAAAAUUUAUAGAAUGCUCU